CCCAUAUUUUUAAUUAACAUCAAAUUACUAGCAACGUCCCUUUUUGUCCUAAAUAUUAUGAAUGGGUACCAAAACGAAAUCCCGCGCGCAUUUGCCAUAUCUAUUUCGCUCGCGCCGUCGUGCGGCCUCGCCUCCCCGGCAGCAAACCUUCCUGAUCGAUUCUCCUCCACGCUUCCAAGCAGUCAGUUCCAGUGUCUCCGGCGGCGACGGCGACGGCGCCCGUGGUUCUACCCAUUCGGCCAUAGCCUCGCGAACUGCAGCCAAGCCAUAUUCUAUUCCCGCUCAUUCGCUUUACUCUUCUCCGUUCCCGCCCUUCCGAAUGCUGCAGUGUCUUUCCUUCAAGUCCUCAGCCUCAGCCUCCACCUCCGCCUCCGCAGCCGCUUCCUCUCCUCCUCCUCCAACCAUCAAUCUCUGCGAUCCCCCUCUGCCACCGCUUUCCCCAGGUACCUCCACCAACGGUGCUUCCCCGACAAGCACUCUCACAUCCCCGGCCGGAAACCUCACCAGAGAAUACACCUUCGCCGUCCAGACCGAUUCCUACAAAGAACUAUGGUCCAGAAUCCACAUCCCCGACGAUUACCACCACAGCCACCAGAUUGAACUCGAAGAGGACCAUCUCCUCAUGGCUCAAGUUCUCCACCCGGACGGAGACAGCGUCGCCGAGGCUCUCCGCCACGCCAAACCCUCUACAUUAACCCGCCUCGUCUCCGCCUACUUCACCCACAGCGAGGAAACCACCCGCCUCUGCCUCCUCCUCCACCGCAGCGUCCACCGCGCUCGCGCCAUGUACCACCCUCUCCACCGCCUCCUCCAAGUCCUCCCCCUCAACCACCACCUCAGCGGAUCACAAUGCGACGCCGCCUUCGACGCCUUCCUCCACUUCGACAAAUUCCACAACCCUUUCCCUCCGCCGGGCUCCCACAACUUCCAGGAGAUGCGGCAGUGCUUCUCCCAGCUCCGACAUAAGCUGAACCAGCGGCUCCACAAGUCCCGCUCCAGAAUCCGCCUCGCCCGUCGAGCCACCCUGGCUUCCGCCCUCUGCGUCGUAGGCUCGACCGUGGCGAUUGCUGCAUCAGCUGUGGUGAUCGCCACUCAUGCCCUGGCUGCAAUUGUAGCAUGCCCGUUCUGCACCACUGCAGCGUACCUCCCUGCCAACAACAACUUCUUGACCAGGAAAGAGGCUGCCCACGUAAAGCAGCUGGAUGCUGCUGCUAGAGGAGCUUACGUGCUGAACAACGAUCUCGACACGAUUGAUCGGCUGGUGGCGCGGCUGUAUGAUGCGGUGGAGAGUGAUAGGUACUUGAUACGCCUGGGGUUGGAGAGAGGGAAGGAAGUGUACACUGUGACGGAGGUGAUGAAGCAGGUGCAGAGGAACCAGGUGAACAUGAUGCAUCAGCUGGGUGAUCUCGAGGAACACAUAUGUCUUUGCUUCAAUGCUGUGAAUAGGGCGAGGUCGUUGCUGCUUCAGGAAAUCCAUCUCUAUCAAACUCCAUCCUCAUAACUACCUAUCCCAUCCCAUGUUGCUCAAUUGAGGUAAUCUCUCCUUCUGGUCACUUCUUUCUAUUGCAUUCUAGUUUAACGAUCUUGUGGCCUUUAGGGAGCUUUUGCUUGGCUGCACUGUAACUUGUAGAUUAAUGUUGGUUGAUGAUUGGAGUCGAGAGGCAAUGUAGCCGAGCCCAUGAAACUCAACAACAGGAGGAAGUGUUCGUUUAUGUCUGUACAUUGCUCCAAUUAUGGUUUGUAGAUGUGUUUGUAAAACCGUAUCGUGUCGGCAGUCCGAUCGGGAAAACUUCCUAUCGGAGUCUAAAUCAGUAGACGGUUUUUAUCGGUAUGAAAUGGUUGAACAACAAUUUUAGCAUAAAGAUCUUACCGCUAA
This is a messenger RNA of Linum trigynum, 1876 nucleotides long. The record is from the annotation of a GenBank genome assembly. Lineage: Eukaryota; Viridiplantae; Streptophyta; Magnoliopsida; Malpighiales; Linaceae.